CGAGGGAUCUAAUUUGCACUUGUUAGGUUAUACGUUUGAUGUCACGUUGGUCGUAAUUUUCCAAGCAUUUACAUAAAUUUAUCAACGAUGGUAUCUUCAUAAUUGUCAUUGGUUUUCUUCCUGGAAAAAGCGACUCUAAGAUAUGGACUUUGUUGCUAUAAAGCGUGGAAGAAAUCGGAAAAAAAGGAGUCAUUUGAAAAAACGUCGUCGUGAACAAAAAUUUGAGGUUAAGACUGCAAAACGUUGGGGAUUUAUUUCGGAUCGUAGUAAUAUUUUUAUUGCCAGAGAGAAAUUAAUUGCAAACAAUACGAUGCAAGCUAAUUCUUUUUGGGAAAAUUACACAGUUGCUCAAGAGUGGCAGAAAAGGCAUAGCGUAACUUGGUGGAGAACUCGUUGCAUAGCAUUGGAACGUGAAAAUCAAAUAUUAAGAGAUACAUUAAAGUCUCUGGUAUGUCAUGGUAGUCAACAGUGUUCUUUAAACGAACAAAAGAAAAAGGAAUACGAGUCUAAGAACGUAGAAAAUAAUUUGGAAGAAACAACAUCUAACGAAGAAAUUGAAAAUUUAGAAUUUCAUGUAAACGAAGAAAUGAUGAGCUUUUUAGAGCAAAGUAUGAGACAUAAAUACGAAUUGCAGAAAUUAAAGGAAUCUGAAAUAUGUAUGAAAAAGGAGAAGGAGGAUGAAGAAUGUACGAAUAUACAAGGUGGAGCUGCAUGGAUACAGACAAGAAACACUAAUGCAGAACUAUUAUACGGUGAAGCUAGUCCUACGAUAUUAGCAAUGGAAACUGCUCUCCAAACUACAGUCGAUAGACACAAAGAUAAAGCAAAACCUCAGUAUUGGCCAGUUAUUCCUUUAAAAUCAUAAAUUCUAAGAUGAUAUAUUAUUUUUAGUUCAAAUAUAUUUAAAUAUCUAUUUUGUAACAAUGAAAUAUGACAUUUUUUUUUAUAUUAUUUACACUUCUUAAUGUAUCACUUAUCCAGGGAUGUAUUAUCCUUUGUACACUUUACCGACGAGAGAUGACGCUGUGUACCCCUUUCUGAUCAGUGUGCGUGCGUGUGCGCUCGCGUGUGUAUGUACGUGCAUCCUGUCGUCUCU
Eufriesea mexicana is the source of this 1096-nucleotide messenger RNA. RefSeq lists its product as uncharacterized. The record is from RefSeq and is a predicted model, not a curated record. Lineage: Eukaryota; Metazoa; Arthropoda; Insecta; Hymenoptera; Apidae. Gene Ontology annotation, cellular component: SMN complex. Bases 143 to 865 code for a protein of 240 amino acids. Gene Ontology annotation, biological process: spliceosomal snRNP assembly. The transcript has 2 exons.